Molecule: messenger RNA, 624 nt
Organism: Nerophis lumbriciformis (worm pipefish)
Lineage: Eukaryota; Metazoa; Chordata; Actinopteri; Syngnathiformes; Syngnathidae
Source: RefSeq, a predicted model, not a curated record
AUGGUGUUUUACUUCACAAGUGCCGUGGUGGAGCCUCCUUACACCAUUUACAUGGGAAAAGACAAAUAUGAAAAUGAAGAUCUCAUCAAGUAUGGCUGGCCUGAAGAUAUCUGGUUUCACGUGGACAAACUGUCCUCGGCUCAUGUUUAUCUCCGCUUACCAAAGGGCGUGACUAUCAACGAUAUUCCUCCGGAAGUGUUAAUAGACUGUGCGCAGCUAGUGAAAAACAACAGCAUACAAGGUUGUAAAAUGAGCAACAUAAGUGUGGUUUACACGCCGUGGGCCAACCUGAAGAAGACCGGGGACAUGGACGUGGGACAGAUCGGCUUCCAUCGACAGAAGGAGGUGAAGACUGUCGCCGUGGAGAAGAAAGUCAACGAGAUUGUGAAUCGGCUGGAGAAGACCAAAGAGGAGCGCUACCCCGACCUGGCGGCCGAGAAGGAGUCAAGGGACCGCGAGGAGUGCAACGAGAAGAAAGCACAGCUGCAGGAGCAGAAGAAACGCGAGAAGGAAGAACAGAAGAAGAAAAAGGAGAUGGACGAGCUCAAGUGCUACACUUCAUUGAUGAAAAGCGAAAACAUGAAGACCAAUGAGGACGGUUACGACUCUGACGACUUCAUGUGA